AUGGUUGCGCUGAGUGUGCUCACCAUGGCAGCUCCCACGGUGAUGGGUAUGAAACUCGGGCCCGCGCCGUCGCCCGACCUGCGCUACGUCUCGCCGCCAGCCUCGGACGCUGCCAACGCAAUCGCUCGCCCCGCGAUUUAUCCGGUGACUCUCUUCCCCGAGAUUGCGCCGCACAAGGAGGGCAUGCUCGACGUCGGCGACGGCCACAAGCUUUACUAUGACGUGUCUGGCAACCCGGACGGCGUUCCAGCCAUUUUUCUGCACGGUGGCCCGGGCGCUGGCUGCUCUCCGCGCUGCCGCCGCUUUUUCGACCCGCAGCAUUACCGGAUCGUCAUUCUCGACCAGCGAGGCUCGGGCAAAUCGACUCCCAACGCGGCUGACGACCUCGAGGGCUCGCUGGUGGAGAACAACACGCCGGCGCUGGUGAGCGACAUCGAGGCGCUGCGAUCGCACCUCGGAAUUGAGAAGCGCACCCGGACCGCUGCGAGGCGCUGCUGCUGCGCGGCGCCUCUCUGGCUGGCCCCGCCGCUGCCUAGUACGAGCGGGGGCGUCUUCCUGUUCGGCCCCGACGAGGCGUGGGAGGAGUACAGGCGCUUCAUCAGCGAGACGUCCGACGACUGGGCGCGCGAGUCGACCAACCUGCUCGGUGCGGUGCCCGUAGAUGCGGAGGCCGCACCCCCUCGCCUCAGAGCAGCCACACGGCAGCGGCACCCCCCGUACGAGCUCUCCAUCAGCAAGACGUUCAUCGACCCGGCCGUGCUGGCAGAGUACCUGGGCACGCCCUCCAUCCUCAUCCCCUUCGCGGUGCACUAUAUGCUGCACGGCGGCUUCCUCCGCCGCGGGCAGCUCCUCGACGGCGUCGGAGUCAUGGCGGCGCACGGCCACCGCGUCGCCAUCGCCCACGGGCGCGGCGACUACGUGUGCCAGCCGCAGGCGGCCUGGAGGCUGAGCGAGGCGCUGCGCGCGGCGGGCUGCGCGGACGUCGAGCUCGAGUUCGUCGCCGGCGCUGGACACAGCGACUCGGAGCCGGGCUUAGUCGACGCGAUGGUGCGCGCGACGGAGCGCUUCAAGGCGGUGCUGCAGGCCUGA
Messenger RNA from Emiliania huxleyi CCMP1516, 1089 nucleotides. RefSeq lists its product as hypothetical. Gene Ontology annotation, molecular function: aminopeptidase activity. The transcript is spliced from 8 exons. The coding region runs from base 1 to 1089 and encodes 362 amino acids. The record is from RefSeq and is a predicted model, not a curated record. Gene Ontology annotation, biological process: proteolysis. Lineage: Eukaryota; Haptophyta; Isochrysidales; Noelaerhabdaceae. Gene Ontology annotation, cellular component: cytoplasm.